CAUCCCAUCUCUGAACUCAUCGUUCGUUUCGAAACAAUUUGUUUGCAAAGUAUUCACUGACUUUGCGCUAAGUUUUCAAAUAUUUUUUCGACUUUCAUUUCACUUUCGUUUUGUGCGAAAUAAAUAUUAUAAAAAUAUAAUAACAUUUGAAUUCAUGUGAAAUUUAUUUUGAUUUUCAGUCGUUCAACACAUAUAAUAAAAGGGGUUUUAAUACAUCUUAUGAUUUCUACAAAUCUUUAUUCGAGUGAUAAUAAUAAUAAUAGCAAUAAUAAUAAUCACAUCGAAAUGUCACUGAAUUUAAGUGAGAGUCGGGUGAGGGCUAUAUUUCGCGGGUCAGACGCCGUGUGCUUUGACGUGGACUCCACGGUCUGCAGGGAUGAGGCCAUCGAUGAGAUCGCAAAGUUUGCCGGAAAGGAGAAGGAAGUGAUGGAAAUGACCCGGCGUGCAAUGAGAGGCAGUUGUAGUUUCAGAGAGGCUUUGGCCCAACGUCUGGAUCUGAUUCAACCCAACGUCCAAAUGCUUAAGGAGUACCUAAAGACACAUCCGCCGCGACUAACGCCUGGCAUUAAAGAACUGGUCAGUCUAUUACACGCCAGGGAUAUAGACGUGUAUUUGGUUUCCGGGGGUUUCUAUUCGGUGAUCGAACCGGUGGCCAAAGAACUCCACAUUCCCGUCAAGAAUAUCUUCGCCAAUCGAAUCAAAUUCUAUUUCGACGGAAGUUAUGCCGGAUUUGACGAAACGGAACCGACAUCAUCACAAGACGGGAAGGCACAGGUGGUCGCCUAUCUGAAGCACUUGCAGGGCUAUCAGCGGGUGAUAAUGAUUGGCGAUGGAGUCACUGAUCUGGAAGCCUGUCCUCCGGCGGACGCGUUCAUCGGCUUCGGGGGGAAUCAGAUCCGCGAGAGAGUGAAGAAGGAGUCGAAAUGGUUUGUCACCUCAUUCUACGACCUCAUCGAAGAGCUCAACCGGAAUUGACUGACUAUUUAUUUAUAAUCAAAAUAUAUAUGUAUUUUAGACAAUUAUAUUGUUAUAUAAAUUAAAAUAUAUUUCAUUUUGUAGUUAUAUUUUUUAUAUCAAUAUUUGUCGCCAAAACAAAUCAUUUUUCUAUUUUACGUUUCGAUUCAAUACCAC
Molecule: messenger RNA, 1131 nt
Organism: Oppiella nova
Lineage: Eukaryota; Metazoa; Arthropoda; Arachnida; Sarcoptiformes; Oppiidae
Source: the annotation of a GenBank genome assembly